Molecule: messenger RNA, 4451 nt
Organism: Oncorhynchus keta (chum salmon)
Lineage: Eukaryota; Metazoa; Chordata; Actinopteri; Salmoniformes; Salmonidae
Exons: 5
Coding region: 95-3619 (1174 amino acids)
Source: RefSeq, a predicted model, not a curated record
CACUUCCUGGUUGACUGUGUGAAUUUGUCCAAACAUGACCGCGUGUGCUGUGUACAGGUAAAAUAGAUAAAAGGUAUAUCUUUUUUUGUACCUCAUGGCUUCUGUCAGUGACCUGCAAGCUCGACGAGUUGAAAAUAAUAAUACACGCACUCUGUUGAGCUCAGAAGGCGUUUAUGAAGCAGCAGAAGAUAAUUCAUCCCAGAUCAUUCUGGAGAACCCCGAUCCUGAUAUCGUUAAAACAAUCUCACAUUAUUUCGAUGCUGCUCUCAGUGGGCAGAAAUAUGUGUUAUCCCAUCCCGUCACAGACCAUGGCGCUGAGUCUUCAGCAGACAGUAGGGAUUCAGGGGACAGCCUGUUCAUAACUCAAGUGCCAGUGUCUGAGGUGGUGAGGUCUGUGAGAAGAUACCACUCAAAGGAGAGGUCAGAGUUCACAUGUACCAUAGAAUCAGAGGAGAGUGGGGACGAAGAUGGACCUGCCACUCCCCAAAGGAAGCAGCAGGUCUCACAGGCAAUGAAACAUCACAAGAGGAAAGCAGAGAAGCAUGGCCUGAAAAAGUACUCCUUUCCCUUUCUGGGGAGCGUUUACAGAAGUAAACCCCUAUCUAGUCGAGAGUGGGCUUACAGAAACACACACCUACCACUAUUAAAUAGUGUGACCUUCUCGAGUAAGGCAAUUGGAGGCUUUUUUAGAUGUGUCAAAACACUGAAGAAGUUCUCUAAAGGAAAAGCGACUUUAGCUUCAGCUUUACCAAACAGAUAUCUGGAUAAGGAAGGUGAACUGUCUCCACUGUCAGAACAGGAGGUGGAAUCUGAAGGUAGUGAUGAUGACAUCAGAGUGGUGGAAAAUACACUUUUAAUGCCAUUCCUGAAAAAGAAAAAUAGUCAAACUUGGUGUUAUCCAUCAUCUGAAGCUGAAAAGCAAUGCAGAAAUUUUUCAUCUGUAAGCAAAGACUCCACCGCCAAGACAAAGAAACGGAGCACAAAGAAAACACAACACCUCCCUCAUGUUAAACAAACUCUUUCCUUGGUUUCCAAAAUGAUUAAAGACACACCAUCAAAGCAGAGUUUUGCUGGGUCACGGCGAAUCGUACCUGAGAAAUGUAACAUGGCAGAAGAAGAGACUAACCCAGAGUCAGUCAGUUGCGUUAGGAGAUGUUCAUCUGGUAGGAGUUUAGUCCGCAAUGAAACAGAAGAACCUGCUAUACAUUUAGCUGACAAUACAGACGGACAGGAAGAGAACGACAACAUGGACAUUUCAUUGACAGAAUGGAAGACAAUGCUGAAUAUCAGAUUUGUCAGUGAGGAAGUAGAGGGGAGUAGAAUAGACCAGGCAGUGGACAUAACGAGUUCACCUAUUAAUGAAGUGCAGGAAAGUGAAGGAAGCUGUUUGGAGAGGACCCAAGUCGGCAGAGCCAUGACCCCCAGUGUGACUGGGCAGCGCCCUGAUCGUGACCAUCAGAACCAGACAAGAGAAACAGAGGCUGAUCCUGGAAUUAAUGGUCACAACCCCCCUUCAACAGAUCCAGCGCUCACGAAUGACUGUACAAAUGUUGAUGCUGGGGGAGACUAUGAUCAGAAGGGAAAGAAGAGGAAGAAAAAGAACAGGAAAAGAAAGGGAGGAGAUGAUGAAAGUAUAGAGGACCAAGUUGGGCAGCCUCCAUGCCAAGAAGCUCCAGAUUAUCAGGAACUAGUCACCUGUGUGAGUACAAGCACCAUACAGGGAGGAGAGGCUACUGAGAUAACCCAGGAUAACAAGGCAGAGCAUUCUGUGUCCGUGUCUGGUGAAAUGAUUAUGCCACAGAAAAAGAAGAGAAAAAAGGAGAGGAGGAGGGAUUCACCAUGCCAUGUUGAUACAGAUAUAUGCCUAAGACAGGAAGAGAACCCCAAGCUAUCAUCCCAUGCUGGAGGUGGUGCUAUAGUUCAGACCGAAGACAUAGAACUGAAGAAAAUGAAGAAAAAGUAUAAGAAUUCCACAGCACAUGCCAUCAUGGAGGAAGGACCAGAAAAGGGAAGUUUUCUGAAUUUGAGUUUGGAAACACAGUUAGAUGAGGUAAUAGGACCCCAAAAGGGGACAAACAUUUCAACCCUCCCUGAAGAUACUGUCAUAAACCUACAUGUAAAUGGUACUGAUAUAAGACCGAAAACAAUUGAGUGCUCUAUCGUCCAACUUACUAAAUUGGUAGCCCAGAGAAAGAAGCAUAAAACCAUGGCACCAAUAGACAAUUCUUUGGCACAGAGUGACGGCACAAUUUAUUUUAGGAAAAAGAAAAAGGCAAAGAAAUAUGGGGAUUCCUGCAGCAAUGAAAUGGUGGGAAAUUAUACUGAAAUUCCUCUGACUACAAGUACUUCAUCUCAAUCUGGUGAAAUCAAUACACCGGAGAAGAAAAACCGCAAACGAGAUAAGAAACAGAAUUCUGACAUUCAUGAAGAUUCUUUGGCCAGACCCAAAGAGAAUGUUGUGACCCAUGAGAGGUCUGAAGACAAGGUUACGGAGAAGAAGCGGAAGAAGAGGAGGAAAUCUUCAACUGAAGAUGGCGCCGUUGUUCAACAACAACACGAUAAUAUUCAAAAAUUCCAUAUCACCCUCAAGAGUUCUGUGUCUGAAUCCAUUGACACUGUGCCACCAAGAAAAAAGGGGAAGAAAGAUGGGGAUGUAGUAACUCCUUUGAGCACAGAGGAGAGACGUCAAAAGGACAGCAUACCACCUGAAACAGAUGAGAUCACUAGCCCAAGAAAGAAGAAGAAAAAGCGAGAUGGAUCUAAAGACACUUGUUCUGUCAUACACCAGGAUACAGCAGCUCCACUGGAAAAAGAGAGUAUUGGCAUAUCUUUGGAGGGGUGUGAGAGUUCUGCUUUGACUCUAGAUGACACAGUUUCUCAGAGAAAAAAUAAGAAAAAUAAGAAUUCCCUCACCAAACAUGAUCCUGGGGGAAGACUGAAAAAUUAUGCAACUAAAAUAUCUCAGAGGAUGAACGCAACUGUAAAAAAUUCUAGACCAGAAGAGAAAAAAGAGAUAGAUACAGCUGAAGUGAGACUUGAAGCUGAAAGUGCCUUUAUAUCCUCAGAGAGAAAGAGGAAAAAGACAAAGAGGAGGAAAUCCACUGAUUACGAAGUACCAGCGGCAGGACAUCAAGAUAAUGAUAACACUGCAAUACUAAUUGAAACAACUCAGAGUUCUAUGACCCAAUAUACAGAAACAGAGUCACAGAAGAAGAAGAAGAAAAUAAAUGAUAACACUGCAAUGCUAAUUGAAACGACCCAGAGUUCUAUGACCCAAUACACAGAAACAGAGCCACAGAAGAAGAAGAAGAAGAAAAUAAAUGAUAACACUGCAAUGCUAAUUGAAACGACCCAGAGUUCUAUGACCCAAUACACAGAAACGCAGCCACAGAAGAAGAAGAAGAAGAAGAAGAAGAAAAUAAAUAGAAAAACGAACAAGGAAUCAGUUGCCCCGAAGCGCACAGAUGGAAGACAGACCGGGGAGAUGUCAGAGGCGACGUCAGGCUGUCUGCCUUUACCACAGAUUAAUCCUGAUCCAGUAUCAAUCUCCCAUGAACUGGUUUCAUCAGCAGAGAAGAAAAAGAAGCAUGGAAAAGACAAGAGGAUGAUGUAUGUAUGAUACAUAUCAGGAUUACCUCGCAACCGAACACAUUGACACAGUGGUGAUGUCAUGAAGCAUGCCAUCUGAAUAAAACAACUCAUAGCUUGGAGAGGAUUUUUGAUGGGUGACCUUUGGUUAUAAGUGAACAGAUUUUUAAAUGAGUAGAUUCAUUGUAGGCCAGGUUGCAAUUGUAAAUGAGAACUUGUUCUCAACUUGCCUACCUGGUUAAAUAAAGGUCAAAUUAAAAAAAAAUGUAAAAAAAAUUGUACACCACCUCUAUGAUGGUUGUUCUUCCACUCUUUAGAGACACUUGUAUGCGCAUUCAGAUGAUCAAUGAACAUAUUCAGAUGAUAAAUGUGCAUGCAUAGGCUAGUCAGAUAAACAGUGAACGUUUUCAGUGUAAAGUUACCACUAAAUGGUGUUUUUUAAAGAAUAUGUUUUAUCCUACCCUGUCACCUAGUGGACAACUUAAGACAACACACUGGUUUUACUCAAACUGGUUUUAUUGCAGUGUUCGUGACAUGUUUAUAACUUGGAUUCUACUGUCAUGAUGUUUCAUUAGUCCUCCAUAUAAUGUAUGCCAGUGACGCAUGAGAAAGUGGUUGUGUACAUUUGAUAAGAUUUGUUUCUUGUUCAGUUUUGAAAUAGAUUACAUUUCUAAUGUAAUUCCCUUCAGUUAAGGUACAUUGAUGCAAUAUCCUUUGUGUGCAGUGCAUCAUAUGAGUCUAAACAUUGUCUCCACAACCAUUAUAGCUAUAGUCAUUUUUUUUUUAUAUUGGCUCCAUACAUGUGUAGUUGUAAGUAUGACUGUCUAUUGAAGGAUGCACAAUAAAUGUACAGUUUAUCAAUG